AUGCAGACACAUCGAAUCACUAUAAUUCAUGAUUUGUAUAUCUAUCUAUCUAUCUAUCUAUCUAUCUAUCUAUCUAUCUAUCUAUCUCAUUGUGUUCCUAUCUAUCUAUCUAUCUAUCUAUCUAUCUCGGAAUCUCAUUGUGUUCCUAUCUAUCUAUUUCGCGAUCUCAUUGCAUUCCUAUCUAUCUAUCUAUCUAUCUAUCUAUCUAUCUAUCUAUCUAUCUAUCUAUCUAUCUCGCGAUCUCAUUGUGUUCCUAUCUAUCUAUCUAUCUAUCUAUCUAUCUAUCUAUCUAUCUAUCUAUCUAUCUAUCUCGCGAUCUCAUUGCAUUCUAUCUAUCUAUCUAUCUAUCUAUCUAUCUAUCUAUCUAUCUAUCUAUCUAUCUAUCUCAUUGUGAUCUCAUUCUAUCUAUCUAUCUAUCUAUCUAUCUAUCUCGCGAUCUCAUUGUGUUCCUAUCUAUCUAUCUAUCUAUCUAUCUAUCUAUCUAUCUCGCGGUCUCAUUGUGUUCCUAUCUAUCUAUCUAUCUAUCUAGGCGGCCGUUUCUUUCUUUCUUUUUCUUUGUCUUUCCUUCUUUCUUCUUUAAUAACAAAAGCGAUUUUUUUAAGUUCAAAUGCGUUCUAUCUAUCUAUCUAUCUAUCUAUCUAUCUAUCUAUCUAUCUAUCUAUCUAUCUAUCUAUUAUGACAAAUCUAUACGCUCCUCCAUUCUCUUUAGCUCAGUUUUUCCUAUCUAUCUAUCUAUCUAUCUAUCUAUCUAUCUAUCUAUCUAUCUAUCUAUAUAUGUAUAUAUUAGUAUGUGUGUAUCUAUCUAUCUAUCUAUCUAUCUAUCUAUCUAUCUAUCUAUCUAUCUAUAUAUAUAUAUAUAUAUAUAUUAUAUGUGUGUAUCUAUCUAUCUAUCUAUCUAUCUAUCUAUCUAUCUAUCUAUCUAUCUAUGUAUCUAUCUAUCUAUCUAUCUAUCUAUCUAUCUAUCUAUCUAUCUAUAUAUAUAUAUAUAUUAGUAUGUGUCUAUCUAUCUAUCUAUCUAUCUAUCUAUCUAUCUAUAUAUAUAUAUAUAUAUUAUCAAAUUUAUUCUCUCUCUCUCUCUCUCUCUCUCUCACACUCUCUAUCUGUAUCUAUCUAUCUCUCCCGUUUAGUAAUGAAAUUAGAAUCGUCUCUUCUUUAUUCUACAAUGCUCUUUUUUCUUUAUCUUUUCUUUCUUUUUUUCUUCCUUUCUUUUUCCUCUCUUUUCUUUCUUUCGUUCUUUCUUUCUUUUUUCUUUCUUUUUUCCUUUUAUUCCUCAACGUUUGUAUAUUUGCUAUCUUUCUUAAUCCCUACCGAAGUUAA
Molecule: messenger RNA, 1317 nt
Organism: Acanthosepion pharaonis
Lineage: Eukaryota; Metazoa; Mollusca; Cephalopoda; Sepiida; Sepiidae
Source: the annotation of a GenBank genome assembly